Symbiodinium natans is the source of this 905-nucleotide messenger RNA. The record is from the annotation of a GenBank genome assembly. NCBI's taxonomy places the organism in Eukaryota, Dinophyceae, Suessiales, Symbiodiniaceae.
AUGCACUCCCUGUUCGUGAAAUUUCACAAGGUGGCAGGCACCACGUGGCAACUCUACCUCCUCAGGAUGAUCGGUGAGUAUUACGACUGCAGCUCGCUCUGCGGGAAUCCGGACUGGGUUUGUGAGCAGAAAGCAGGGCCGAAUUCUCCCGAAGCUGCAAGCUGCAAAGGCCAAAGCGAUUCCUGGGCAGCUGUCCCAUUCUGCCAGGAUCCCCGCCCCCGCAGCUGCACGGCUCAUCCCAGCACCGAUGUCAUUCGCGAAGCAGUGUCAGGACAGACGUUGGCAGUUGCGAACUCGGACCUGUCCGAUUUGCGGAACCUCUACUCUGACGAGAAGCGAUUAGAGCUGCUUGCGAGAGUCCCGUGGGCUCGCAGUUGGUUGCCAUCCACCUUCAUCCAGAAACGCGUGAGGCUCACCACCAUCCUUCGCGAGCCCACAGAACGACUCCGUUCAUAUUAUUAUUACGACAAUGCUUACUCGUCACGUGAAGGCUUUGGUGGAUUCCUUAGAUUCUGCAGGGACUAUGUCGCCGGCAAUUGGACGUUGGAGCAGUUUGAGCGUCAGAAGUCGCUCUUCAGAGGUGCCAAGUCCCUGGCGAUUUUACGGCGAUCCUGCUGCGAGUAUGAGAGAUAUUUGGGUGAAGAAUCGCUUGAGAAAUCCCUGGUCACGCUCUCCACCAUGUUUGACCUGGUGGGACUGCAGGAGAAGAUGGAUGAAUCCUUGGUAACAUUGGGCAGGUUGUAUGGCCUUACACCACAUGAGGUUGCAGAAAUUGGUCGAAGUGUACCACCUGACUGUAACAGCAACAGUGACAAGCUGGACUGGACCGAAGAAGAGCUGAGGCUGGCCGGGUACGUGUCCAGCAAGAGCCUGGAAAUUUACAAGCUUGGCCAACAGCUGUUCAA